CUAUCUCCUCACUGUUGAUGUACAGAGUCAUGUGCUGAUGGGAAGACGAGUGGCUGGCAGUGACCGAUAACAAGCUCCGUGUCAUCAAGCCGACAACUCGGCCGUGGAGUACUUCCUUCCAGCCGCAAUGGCAGAACAAGGUCCAUCUUACUCAUCUUCGCGUAGGCCACAGCCCUAUGACAUGUGGAUUCUUACUCCAGUGAGAGGGCCCUCCAAUGUGUGGUGCACCACAUUUUAUUGGACUGCAUUUUAUUUGCCAACCAGUGGACUGUGGCAGAGACAGGCUGGACAGUGAAGGGGGAGGCGUGUUUAUAGCGAUAAGAAGUGCAAUAGUAACGAAGGAAAUUCACAGAGAUCCGAAUUGUGAAAUGAUUUGGGUGAAGGUCGUGGUUAAAGCAGGCUCAGACAUGGUAAUUGGAUGUCUCUAUAGGCCCCCGGGCUCAGCAGCUGUUGUGGCUGAGCACCUGAAGAAUAAUUUGGAAAAUAUUUUGAGUAGAUUUCCCCACCAUGUUAUAGUUCUGGGUGGAGAUUUUAAUUUGCCAGAUAUAGACUGGAAGACUCAAACGUUCAUAAAGGGCGGCAGGGAAAAAGAAUCCAGUGAAAUUUUUUAAAGUGCUUUAUCUGAAAACUACCUUGAGCAGUUAAACAGAGAACCGACUCGUGGCGAUAACAUAUUAGUCCUUCUGGUGACAAACAGACCCGAACUAUUUGAAUCAGUUAAUGCAGCGGGCUCAGCAGCUGUUGUGGCUGAGCACCUGAAGAAUAAUUUGGAAAAUAUUUCAAGUAGAUUUCCCCACCAUGUUAUAGUUCUGGGUGGAGAUUUUAAUUUGCCGGAUAUAGACUGGAAGACUCAAACGUUCAUAAAGGGCGGCAGGGAAAAAGAAUCCAGUGAAAUUUUUUUAAGUGCUUUAUCUGAAAACUACCUUGAGCAGUUAAACAGAGAACCGACUCGUGGCGAUAACAUAUUAGUCCUUCUGGUGACAAACAGACCCGAACUAUUUGAAUCAGUUAAGGCAGAACAGGGAAUCAGCAAUCAUAAAGCGGUUACUGCAUCGAUGAUUUCAGUCGUAAAUAGAAAUAUUAAAAAAGGUAGGAAGAUUUUUCUGUUUAGCAAAAGUGACGAAAAGCAGAUCUCAGAGUACUUGAUGGCUCAACACAAAAGUUUUGUCUCAAGUGCAGAUAGUGUUGAGGAUCAGUGGACAAAGUUCAAAACCAUUGUACAAUAUGCGUUAGAUGAGUAUGUGCCAAGCAAGAUAACUGCAAGAUAACUUUUUUCUUUAGUUUCACCCAGACAUGUUUCAGCACAUUUUGUGCUAUCUUUACUAAUUGGCAAAAAGAGUGGAUGUUUGCAUUAGUUUACAUGCCUUACAUGAUACCAUUGGACAUUUAUUUUGGUAGCUAUUCUGCUACACAAUCUACAACUUCUCAUCUGCAAAACAGCAAAAUAGGCCAUGGAACAUAUGCAGAAGAUGACAAUCUUAAGGCAUCUGUUGCUGGUGUUGAGGAACGCAUAAUUAAGCUUGUGAGUGUAAGACCACUUAAGAGCCGCUACGUUGGUGAAAUAGGUGACGUGGUCGUUGGAAGAAUAACUGAGGUUCAACAGAAGAGAUGGAAGGUUGAUACUAAUGCGAGACUUGAUUCUAUAUUACUGCUCUCUUCCGUGAAUCUGCCUGGCGGUGAACUCAGGAGACGUUCAGCUGAAGAUGAACAGAAAAUGAGGAAAUACUUACAGGAAGGUGAUCUUAUAAGUGCAGAAGUAUUGCAAGUGUAUUCAGAUGGAUCACUAUCUUUGUACACAAGAAGUCUUAAGUAUGGAAAGUUGUCACAAGGUGUCCUGGUGAAAGUGUUCCCAUCACUUGUAAAGCGUCGAAAAACACACUUUCACAAUUUGACCUGUGGAGCAAGCAUUAUACUUGGAAACAAUGGUUUCAUCUGGCUUUGUCCUACAGCCAGUGCUGAUGAAGAAGGGGGCGGUGGCUUCACACAGAACUUAGAAGAGAAAGUAGACCGUGCUGAUCGAGAAGUGAUAGCGAGGCUGCGAAAUUGUAUUUUGGCCCUGGCAAACAGCAAAAUGAUGCUGUAUGACACUAGCAUUCAGUAUGCCUUUGAUGAAUCCAUGAAAUAUAAAGUUGCUGAAUUGUUGCAGCCUGAGCCUAUGAAGGAUGUUGCAGUUCUUACUAGACACAGGCUGACUUUAUCUGUGUAAAAAUUACAGUUUGUGUUAACUUUCUGUUACGGAAGAGCCAUUGCACCAAACAAAAAUAUAUACACACUUGCUUUUGUGAAAUUCUGGUAAGUCCACCAGGCUGUCAGAGACAUGAUCACACCAAAACAAUUUGAUCGUAGCAAUAUUGUUUCAGUACUCAUGUUAUCGUCCAUAUUUUAUUUUGAAGUUGUUAUAUUUUUUAAAGUUUGUAUGUUGACAGUCCUAAAAAUAAAAUGUAUCUCAUAUAAACAGAACAAAAAAAUUAUUAAGUUAUGUUAAAAUAAAGCAAGUUCGUAGUUAA
Schistocerca gregaria is the source of this 2507-nucleotide messenger RNA. It is a transcript of the gene Rrp4, whose product is annotated as exosome complex component RRP4. Bases 1343 to 2206 code for a protein of 287 amino acids. Gene Ontology annotation, cellular component: nuclear exosome (RNase complex); cytoplasmic exosome (RNase complex). Gene Ontology annotation, biological process: nuclear polyadenylation-dependent rRNA catabolic process; U4 snRNA 3'-end processing; CUT catabolic process. The record is from RefSeq and is a predicted model, not a curated record. Gene Ontology annotation, molecular function: RNA binding. The transcript has 7 exons. NCBI's taxonomy places the organism in Eukaryota, Metazoa, Arthropoda, Insecta, Orthoptera, Acrididae.